Molecule: messenger RNA, 720 nt
Organism: Benincasa hispida (wax gourd)
Lineage: Eukaryota; Viridiplantae; Streptophyta; Magnoliopsida; Cucurbitales; Cucurbitaceae
Source: RefSeq, a predicted model, not a curated record
AUGAUGUUCAUAUGUGGAAAAGGAAAGGAAGAUUACCUAUCAAGCAAAAAUCCUAUCCCAGACCAAGUUGAUCAAAGAUACAAGAAAUGGAAAGCAGAAAAUAAUAUGGUUAUGUCAUGGCUAAUCAACUCCAUGACGACAGAGAUUGGUGAAGGUUUUUUUUACUCUUCUCAACUGCAAGCGAAAUCUGGGAAGCAGCUCGUGAAACUUAUUCUGACUAAGAAAAUAUUGCAAAGUCAUUUGAAAUUGAAGGCAAAAUUCAUGAGCUACGACAAGGGGAUAUGCAAGUCACUCACUAUUUUACUCAACUAUCUCGACUUGUUCAAAUUUUUGCUUGGCCUUAAUAAAGAACUCGAUGAAGUACAUGGUAGAAUCUUAGCUAUUAAACCAUUACCUAACAUCAAAGAAAUUUUUGCAAAAGUGAGAGAAGAAAGCAGGAAGAAACUAAUGUUAGGAGUGACUGCCAGUUCAAAAUCUGAAGGAUCAGCCUUACUUGCUCAAAACCUCGGUAAUGAGGUACAUACAAAUACUCAUGAUAACCAUUACAAUCGAAACCAGAACUACACAGGAAAUGAGAAUCGGCAACAAAAACCAAGACCAUGGUGUGAAUACUGUAAAAAACCAGGACACACUAAAAAAGUGUGUUGGGAUAUUCAUGGAAAACCUCCAGAUUGGAAGCCCAUCAAAGGUGCAAGAGACAGACGUGGAAAGGCCUAUUAA